GACUUAAAUCAGCCGGACGGCUCGGUGCUCUGGCUGCAGGUCCAAGGUUGCUCCGAUAAUGAAUGUGUAGCAACAUUUCAGGCCACAGUGCACAUUAAACCAGAAACGCGCUGAAAGGAAAGACUUUCUGCCGAGCGUUCACCCGGAACCUUCUCUUGUGACGCAUAAUUCCACACGGAACGUUUUGAUCGUUGCUCCCGCGAGCUGUCAAGUCAACAGAAGUAGCUCCCAUCGUACCAUUGAGGAUGGCUCAGACAGACAGCAAGGUUCUGGUUCUGGGAGCGCUGGCCGGAGUGGCCGGCAUCAGCCUGGCUGUGGUGUGUUACCGCGGCUUAAGAUCCAAGCGAAGAGUCUCCUGGCCGGGAUACUACCAGAACGGCACCAACGACCCGGGAUCCGGCCUGAUGCUGGUGGACGGCCCUGUUCUGCCCAGGGGUCAGGCCGAGGUGCUGGAGCGCCUGGAGGCCCUGAUCCAGUGUGUGUCUGAGCUGAAGGAAGAGAUGAAGGCGCUGAAGACGGCGCUUCCCGCCCUGCCGGACCAAGUCAGGGAGGAGCUGAAGGGCCACAGCGAGGCACGGCGAGUCGGCGCCCAGCACAGGACGGCAGCGGCGAGGAGGAAAAGAGCAGCGGGCGCCGCCAGCAGCCCAGAGGGACAGAGCUCAGAGGACGCAGAGAGCGAGGGAGGGUACAUGACGGCGCUGACAGACUCCGAGGAUGAAGAGCAAAGCGAUGAAGAGCAAACUCCAGACAAGCUAUCCAUCCUCCUCGACAGAAUCGACCGCUUGCGUCAGGGCGGCGAGUCGGACAAAAGGGAAAGCCUGAGCGUCCUUCUGGAGCAGAGAGACGAGUUUGGGCAGAACUCAGAGUUUCUGUGGCGGCUAACCCGAGCGUACUGCGACGUUCACGACGUCAGCACCACUCUGGAGGAGAAGAAGACUCAUGCAGAAAACGGUAAAGCGGUUGGUGAAGAGGCCAUUACCGUGAAUCCCAAAUGUGCUGAAAGUCAUCAGUGGUACGCCAUCAUGUGUGGAAUCAUGGCAGAAUACGACUCGAUACAAAACAAGAUAAAGAACGGUUACAUCUUUAAGGAUCACCUGGAUAAAGCCAUCGAGUUGAAGCCGCAGGACCCCCUAUCCUACUACCUGCUGGGUCGCUGGUGCUACGCUGUUGCUCAGUUGUCGUGGAUUGAGAGGAAAGUUGCUGCAACGCUGUUUGGAGAACCUCCGAGCGCCACAGUCGAAGACGCACUGAAGAAUUUCCUGAAGGUUGAAGAGAUUCAUCCUGCGUACUCGAAGCUGAACUAUGUGUUCCUGGCGAAGUGUUAUAAAGCUUUGGGGCAGAGCGAGAAGGCCAGGAAGAUGUGUGAAGCUGCAUCUACCAUGAACACCGUCUCCAAAGAGGAUGAAGAAGCACAGAAGGAGCUGGAUUUACUCUUCCCUACAGUCUGAGUGUGAAAACGCUAAGGAACCAUUCUGAAGUUAUUUAUAA
Poecilia reticulata (guppy) is the source of this 1488-nucleotide messenger RNA. RefSeq names its product regulator of microtubule dynamics 2 (gene rmdn2). Lineage: Eukaryota; Metazoa; Chordata; Actinopteri; Cyprinodontiformes; Poeciliidae. The record is from RefSeq and is a predicted model, not a curated record. Gene Ontology annotation, molecular function: microtubule binding. Gene Ontology annotation, cellular component: spindle microtubule; mitochondrion; cytoplasm.